AUCAACAAAGAACUUUUAGCAGAGACAUUUACGAUGGAAAAGAUAUCUCAGCCGGCACAUCCCAACAUUAUUGGCUACCAUGGCUGCCGUGUCAGGCGUGGACGCAUCACUUCUAUAGUCCUUGAAAAGCUUGAUCAAACACUACAGCAAUUCUCAGCUACUCCAGAGUUUGAGAAGCUAGACAAGCCCAACUUCCUAGAGGCUCUCCAAUCAGCAGUCGCCUACAUCCACUCACUGGGCCUAGCUCACAACGAUAUCAACCCACACAACAUCAUGGUCAAGCAUGGAAUGCCGAUACUCAUUGACGUUGGUUCAUGUCAGCCUGUAGGACAGCGACUUCAGUCGCUGGGGACCGACGGGUGGUAUGAGGAGCUUUUCUUUACAUCUGAGCAGAAGCACGACACAUAUUCAUUGAACAAACUCAGAGAGUGGAUUCAUAAUCCGGAAUAA
This is a messenger RNA of Fusarium redolens, 450 nucleotides long. RefSeq lists its product as uncharacterized. Gene Ontology annotation, cellular component: nucleus. The transcript has a single exon. Gene Ontology annotation, biological process: mitotic DNA damage checkpoint signaling; protein phosphorylation. NCBI's taxonomy places the organism in Eukaryota, Fungi, Ascomycota, Sordariomycetes, Hypocreales, Nectriaceae. The annotation marks the transcript as partial. Gene Ontology annotation, molecular function: protein serine/threonine kinase activity; ATP binding. The record is from RefSeq and is a predicted model, not a curated record.